AUGAUUAUUGUUGAGGAUAGCAUCUCCUCUGAGAGGAAUCCUAAAAGCUAUCUACAGUUGUACCAAGGAUUUUUCUUUGCGCCGGUAUACGAGCACGAGCACGAUGGUGCUUUUUUGACCAAACAGGCAUACGAAGCUAUGGAAGAGGGAGAUUUCAAUAAAGUACCACUUAUGAGUGAUCAUGAUUUUGUAAAAUCUGUGCUAAAGUUCGCUGAGCAGUUGGUGAAACACUCGCAAAACCCAUACCUCUACCAGUUCUCUUACAAAGGUGUCUUGGUUUUCACAGAAAUCAGUCAGUUAUUCUUCUUACUAUUAUAA
Messenger RNA from Acanthoscelides obtectus, 318 nucleotides. The record is from the annotation of a GenBank genome assembly. NCBI's taxonomy places the organism in Eukaryota, Metazoa, Arthropoda, Insecta, Coleoptera, Chrysomelidae.